ACAAGCAGUAUGGCAGCUCCCGUGAACAGUGUGGUUAACUCUUCAGCGAAAUGUUCGUCGUUCAAUGCUACGAGUUUUCAGAAGAAGACAAGAAGCAGGUUAAUUUCUAUACCUGGUACCAGACCGUCGGUACAAAAUGGACAACUCCUCGUGUCAACCGGUGUCACGUCACUCGACUAUUUGCUCGGUGGUGGCUUAGCAGUUGGAACAGUACUUCUCAUUGAGGAGGACCGAUAUGAUAGCUACUCUCGUAUGAUCUUAAAGUACUUCCUGGCAGAAGGAGUGGUGUGUCGACAUGAACUUUUCGUGGCAUCAGCUCAACAUACACCAGAUGACAUCCUCCAGGAACUUCCUUCUCCCAUCUUGGAUGACGUUGCUAUCCACAAACCGGUUGAGCAGCCCAGACUCUCUCAUGAACCUCAGGACAGUUUGGAUGCCAUGAAGAUUGCCUGGCGCUAUCAGAAUCUUCCAAAGGUCCAGACUGCCCUGGCAUCCUCAUCUCGAUUUGGGCACUACUAUGAUGUUUCCAAGAUGAUGGAGGCAGAAAUUCGAGAGGCAGCCAAGUGCCACCGCUUCUACCUUCCAGAACAUCCCACCCAGUCAUCACCCACACACAGUCCAAUGCUUGAGUCCUACUCUGCGUUGCUGAAGUCUCUUCGAGAUGUCAUUCAAAGGGAGGGCUUUGAAGUAACAGCCCCGAUGUCAAAAUCACGUAACAUAUUGCGUAUUGGGCUACAUUCCCUUGGCUCAACUCUUUGGGGUGAUGACCUGUGUUGCCAUGACAACCCCAGGCAUGGCCACGCCUUAACUACCUUUCUGUAUGGACUUCGUGCUUUGCUGAGGUCAUCGCUGUCAGUUGCAGUUGUUACUGUGCCUUCACAUCUCAUUCAGAACAGAGCUUUAAUGGGCAGGAUAACCAGGCUAUGUGACAAUGCCAUAGCCCUGGAAUCAUUCAAAGGCUCUGAGAGGGAAGCCAACCCACUCUACAAAGAUUACCAUGGUUUACUGCAUGUGCGCCAAGUGCCUCACCUGAACUGUCUGGCGAGUCAACUCCCUGACCACAAGGACCUGGCAUUUAAGCUCAAGAGGAAACAGUUCAGUAUUGAGCGACUGCAUUUGCCUCCAGACUUGUCUGAGACGGUGAGUCGUGUGAGCAGGGGGGAGCUGGCAGGAACAGCCAUGGUGGGUUCAGCCUGUGGCUCUGGCACUUCCGGCAACAAACACCUGGAUUUCUAGAGCUCCCACAUAGACGCCACAGGCGAGCAACACCUGGAAUGCUACGGCGUUGUCCUCUUUACCGUGGUGACCGGGUUGUUCCUUCGCCCACCUAAUGUCAACUGCAAUAACCCUGGCAGCCAUUACCACCUGCCAACUGUCCCAGCCAGGGGUGAAGAUCUAAACAUCCACAGAACCUCUUACUAUGAAAAACACGUCACAGUUCCAUUUCAAGACUUUUAAAGAAAUAUAAAGAUCUACAGUGCACACUACCAUGGUGGAAAAAAGUUUCCGGACACUGUUAAAAUCUCAAAUAUCAGCAUGAAAUAUUUGCAGAAAAAUAUUUUUGUGUUUUAAAAGAUGUGGCUGAAACAGACAGACAUUUUUUUUUUUUUGUUUAUUGUU
Messenger RNA from Sphaeramia orbicularis (orbiculate cardinalfish), 1620 nucleotides. It is a transcript of the gene elp4, whose product is annotated as elongator acetyltransferase complex subunit 4. Gene Ontology annotation, biological process: tRNA wobble uridine modification. The record is from RefSeq and is a predicted model, not a curated record. Lineage: Eukaryota; Metazoa; Chordata; Actinopteri; Kurtiformes; Apogonidae. The transcript has 10 exons. Gene Ontology annotation, cellular component: elongator holoenzyme complex; cytoplasm; transcription elongation factor complex. Bases 10 to 1236 code for a protein of 408 amino acids.